UUCUCUCCUUCCACCUUCCAUUCUUAUAUUAAUUAAUCAAUUCUAGGUUUUCUAUUUUUCGAGUUCGCAUUUUUUUUAUUUUAGAUUUUGAGUAUUGUUUGUGUGCGAUUGAUUUUCAGGCUGGUAGGUGUGUGCAAUCUUCAUCAUGGAAGGUGUUAUUCUGAGAAGAGUUAUUCCGUCGGAUAACAGUUGCCUCUUCAAUGCGGUUGGAUAUGUUAUGGAUCAUGACAAACACAAAGCGGCUGAGUUGAGACAGGUUAUAGCCGCAACAGUAGCAAGUGAUCCAGAGAAAUACAGUGAAGCGUUUCUUGGGAAGCCAAAUGCAGAGUAUUGUAAUUGGAUUCUUGACUCGGAGAAGUGGGGAGGUGCAAUUGAACUUUCGAUAUUAGCAGAUUAUUAUGGACGUGAAAUUGCAGCAUAUGAUAUCCAGACAACCCGAUGUGAUUUGUAUGGUCAGGGAAGUAACUAUUCUGAAAGAGUAAUAUUGAUUUACGAUGGUCUCCACUAUGAUGCAUUAGUGAUGUCUCCCUUUGAGGAAGCUCCUGAGGAGUUCGAUCAGACCAUAUUUGCUGUACAGAAAAACAGAAGCAUUGGACCUAUUGAGGGGCUUGCUCUAAAUUUUGUGAAGGACCAGCAGAGGAAACGGAGUUACACCGACACUUCCAACUUCACUCUGCGCUGUGGGGUGUGCCAAAUUGGAGUAGUUGGUCAAAAGGAGGCGGUGGAGCAUGCACAAGCUACUGGUCAUGUUAACUUCCAAGAGUAUAGAUGAUACUCUCUUAUUUGAAUGAGACUAAGUUUUAUGUGUAUUUUCCGUUGAUUUGAACGAGCAUCAUUGGUGAAUGGAAGUUGCUUUGUUGCAGACCUUCAACGUCUUUUUAAUUUUACUCAAAGUGACUAAACUGAACAAUUUCUGCAUGAGAAGAAUUGUUGUGCCAACUUGUGCUGUAAUAAUAGUUCCUUCCCUUGCUCUCCUUCCUUAA
Molecule: messenger RNA, 983 nt
Organism: Cajanus cajan (pigeon pea)
Lineage: Eukaryota; Viridiplantae; Streptophyta; Magnoliopsida; Fabales; Fabaceae
Source: RefSeq, a predicted model, not a curated record